AUGCAAGCCGCAUUCUCUACCUCGUCUCUUGCAGUGGAGCAAGAGGCCUCCGACCAAGAUGUCGAAGCAAGUCAUUCACACAGGCGGUCGUGUGUGCCACGAGCAACUCGCUCACCACGCUCGUCCCGAACAGUGCAGCUAACCAACGGCCUCGGUUCCGUUCCUCUUCACCCGCAGUUCCUCAACCUCAGUCUUCCUCAGCAAGGAUUGACCGUUCGCAUCUCACCUACCGCUGACUCGGUCGAUGCUUCUGUUCCGAGCGCACGAGGGCACAAGGCGAAUGUGCUCGCCGUCUCCAACACAUUCGGAUGGGCCGUCGCCGCGACCGAACCCAGUGGUACAUCGACCCUUCUGAUUGGAUUCUAUGAUCACAGUGAUGCUGACACUCGCCAACAUGCUGUUGCUGAACGUAGGCUUUGUGCUCUUCUCGCUGUCGAGCCUGCACCAACUCUUGUCGACCGCGGCCGCCCACUCGACCCCCUCGCUCGAACCUCAACUCGCAGUUCCGACCCCACACCCCGUAGACCACUUGCACUUUGCCCAAUCCGACCACUCGCUCAUCGUUGCACUCCGAGAUGGGCAGGUCCUCGUCUACUCGCUCAAGCAGCUCGUGCAGGGCCAGGUAAGUCACCCGUGAUUUGGGCGAGGACCUGCUCCCCAACUCAGGCUCUUGCCACAUCGCUGACUCGUAGUCACUCGACGUCCGUCAACAGACCACGCCUCAACACACUCUUCCCUCGGUUGGUGGCUCGUUGCUGUCCAUUCACGGCUGCCCGGCCGAGUUUUCGCCGCUCGUGCUGCUUGUCGCUACGACACCGUCCCCACCUCGCAUCAUCAAUCUCACCUCCCCCACCGCAUCCCAGACCGCAUUCCCUCCCGGCCUCAUGGCGACAUCCGCGUGCUGGUCCGUCAAGGGCAAGCAAAUAUCCGUCGGAGACGUCGACGGUCUUGUUGCUCAGUACACCCCCGAGGGCCAACUCAAGGGCUCGAUCCCUCGCCCGUCGUCGCUCUCGGCCGAAUACCAGGUCCGCGCAGUCGAAUGGUUGGAAAACACGGCCUGGCUCAUCACGUACGCCCUGCCGACCCCAGAGGGUCAAGAACCGGCUCACGCGGACGAGGUCUUUGUCGUCAACAAAGUCGGCUCGGGCGAGUACGCACACGUCAAAUUCUUCGACCCCACACCGGCAUUUGGUUUGACCCAGUUUGAAGGGAAGCGAUGGACCUUGAGGCUCAAGAGCUGGGCACCGUUCAAGCACUUGCUCUUCCUCGCCAACAAGCCGUCGGCCGACUUGGGCGCGAUUGCACAGUUCGAAGAGGAUGGGCAAUGGAAGGGCCUCGUUCUGCCCGACGCGAGUCGGCCAACGCUGCCCAUGGGAGAGAACGGCGACGACGUUGCACCUGUAGGAGUGGCACUGGACCUCACUGGCGAGGCACCGAGCAUUCUCGUGCUCACCAGUCGAGGUGUACUUGUAUCCUGGAGUGUCGCCAACUCGAACGCGCCUCAGCCGUAUCAAGGGCUCGUCAAAGCAAAGGACGUCACGAUCGAGUCCGAACCCGUUGCUCAGGAUGCCGGAGCCGCCACGUCCUCGGCGCCAGCUGCACCCACUUCCAGUGGUUUUGGAGCUCCCAGCUCUUCUCCUUUUGCUGUGGCUUCAACAUCUUCCCCCUCGCCCUUUGGGCCCUCGGCGUUUGGCUCCUCGGCGUUUGGCUCCUCGGCGUUUGGUUCGACCCCCGCCUUUGGUCAGACGCCGGCCCUUGGGACAUCCGUCUUUGGCGCCGCGGCAUCGGGCUCAAGUACACCUCCAGUAGUGUCGAGUGGUACGACCAACGCGUUUGCCACGUUUGGAUCAUCCUCGACUAGCGCAACUGGAUUCGCUGGAUUUGGCUCUGGCGCGAAUUCCAGCGGGUUUGGCGCGGCUGCAGCUGCCACGCCGGCGACUUCAAAUCGGGGCAGCAUCUUCGGAUCCGGUGGUGCAUUCAAAGCCGCUCCUGCUUUUGGAAAGAGCGAGUCGGCUCCUUCCGGUUCGGCUACUCCGUUUGCUGCAGCAGCGACGACAACCAAUGCCUUUGGCUCGUCGACGAGUUCGCCCAAUCCCUUUGGUUCCAAGGCCUCGGCAGCUCCAGCAACGAACGCGUUCGGGACCUCGACCUCGACACCUGCCUUUGGAGCCUCGACUGCGGCGCCUGCGUUUGGUGCACCAACGGCCUUCGGCUCCUCGUCGGCGUUCGGUACGGCUACUGCAUCCCCUUUUGGCACCGAUUCGCCUUCGAACGCGUUCAGUGCGUUCGGCGGCGGGUCUUCGUCGACAAACAACGCCUUUGGCGCAAGUACCAGUGGUGGAAGCAGCGGAUUCGGUGCGUUCGCAGCGGCCAAACCAGCAAACGGGGGCUCGAUCUUUGGCUCGGGCGGCGCAUUGGGUUCUUCGACUUCCUCGACGCCCGGUGGGAGCUCGACGACUAUUUCGGCUUUCGGGAACGGAGGUUCGGCUUUUGGGGCUGGAGGAUCAGCGCCUGUGUUCGGUACUGGCUCGUUCGGUGGCUCCCCCGCUUUGACAAUAGCUGCGUCUACGCCCAAGCCUUCAUUCGGCAUGCGCAAAGAUGCCUUCAACUCGGACGACGAAGACGAGGAUGUCGAUGGCGUCGACGAUUCGGGAGCGAGGGUCGACGAACCGCCGGAUCUGGAACCUGAACACACGGGCUUGGAUCUGAAUGCUAGUUUGAAAACUGCCAAGAGUUCCAGCGAGAGGGUCGCUGAGAAAGCUUCUCAGCGGAGUGCGGGUAGCUUUGGUACGGCUUCGUCGGGUGCGUUUGGGAUGGGUAGUUUGGGACUUGGAGGAUCGACGACGCCCGCGGCGACGACACCGACAAGCGAAGCGAAGCAACUACCUGUUUCUGGCUCUGCAUCGGCUGCAUCACCUGGUGCGAUCACGUCCCCUACCCUUCCGCCUACUCCAACACCGAAGCCGGCCGAGUCCCCUGCUGCUUCGCCUUCGCCACCUGCAGCUCCUGUAUCUUUCAAGAGUGGGUUCGGAGGCUUUGGUUCCGCCUCUUCGUCGACACCCCAGGUUGGGUUUGGAUUCGGAGUCGGGCUUUCAGCACCAUCGAUAUUUACAUCGACCACGCCGGUCCCUACCACCCCAGCACUACCCAAGGAGGACUCUGACACCCAGUCCACUCCGACCGAGUCCAAGCCUAUCUCUACCUUAGCGAAGACAUCAGUGUCGACUCCGUCUUCAGCGAAGAGUUUGUUUGGUUUCGCCAGCUCACCGCCGUCGACGCUUUCGUUUGGUAAAAGCUCUGGGGAGACGGAGGGGAAUAGUUUGUUGAGUCGAUUGGGUCGGAUUGAGGGUGAUCAGGAUGAGGAAGGGGAAGAUGAGGAGUACGACGAGGAGGCGUAUGAUGAAGAGGGGGAGUACGAGGAUGAAGAAGAGGAUGACAACGAAGGGGAAGGUGAAGAUGAGGGAGAGUACGCGGAAGAGGAGGUUGGGGGGGAUGAGCAGGAAGAAGAUGUUCAAGACGACGACGAGGACGGUGAUCAAGAACAGCAAGAUGUGGAUGCGAGUAGCGAUGCUGCCGACGAUGAACAGGCCCAGGGCACCUCGCCGCCCUCUCCCGUACCGGCAAAAGAGGACGUCAAGCCUGCAGUGAAGGCUGCGGACGAGCCAAAACCAGAAGCUGCACCAAAAGCUUUCGCCUUCUCGCCAGCGUCGUCUCCGCCUUCAUCGACUCCCACUUCGGUCUCUGAUCCCAAGGCUUUGCCACUCGCACCCACAGCACCAGCUUCACCGGCGAUCUCUGAUGCAAGCAGUCAGCAAAAGUCAACUCAACCUACAUUCUCCUUCCACGCUCCAGCCCCCGUCCCAGCGUCUAAGCCGUCUGCACCGACUGCGGUUUCGGCUCCGUCUCCACAAGGUACUGCGAAACCUCCUUUGUUCAGCGGCGGUUCAUUUUCAGGCUUUGGAUCGUCCGUUCCCCGCGUACCAUCGCCAUUGGGUGCUCCACAAAACUCGGCGCCGUCUGCCGCACCGGCGUUCUCGUUCGCUCAAGCACCAAAACAAACGGCCACUUCUGAGGCGACCAAACCCGCGCUGUCCUUUGAUGGGUUUGGUGCUCCGCCAAAACCUACUGCUUCAACGUCGCCAUUGCCGUCGCCCUUGCCAACUUCACCAGCGUCAGCCAGUCCUUUCGUUUUUGCUGCCCCUUCAACACCCAAGGCCGAGCCAAAGCCAAACUUCUCGUUCGCGUCGAUGGCGCCUAAGGAGACGUCGAAGAACGCGAUCUCGUUCGCACCUGCUGCGCCGAAACGAGAAGUGGUCAAAAAUUCAACAUUCUCGUUCGGCGCUGUAUCACCCUCCUCGUCAAGCCCGGAUCCUUCCGUUCCGGCAACCCAAUUGCAAGCAGCUCAACGUGCCUCGGUUGCGGACCUUGCCCCGCCGCCGAAGCUCGGAUCUCAGCUCGUCAAAGCGGCCGAGCCCGUCGUUAAGGAGAAGGGUAUGGCAGGUGAACUCGCCAAGGCGUACCUGCGCAUGCAGACCGACUUCGAGAUCGUGGCUCGCAACACUGUCAUUCUAGGUGACUUCGUUAAGGCGAUCGGCAAACCUUGUCAGGUCGAUGCGUCUUCGAGUGAAGUCGCUGAGGAUCUCGAUCCCAGGUAUUGGAGUCUGGGUGACUUGAGCAAACUUCGACGUGCAUUGCUCGAUGUGCAGCCCGGGGUAGGCAAGUUGGUCGAGGAAGCGAAGAAGCAGAAGACACAGGUCGCAGAACUGCAAGCGUUGAUGCUCAAAGGUGGGUGGUUCAAUAGCGUCGCUCGAAGGAUGGUCUGGUCGGGGAGCUAAUCCGCGCAUCACCCUUAUGUAUGUGCUGCAGCUGAAACGAAGAGCGAGGAAGCUGCGCGCUUUAUCCGAGCCAAGGACGAUCCCGUCUUUGCCAAGAUGGUCCGCGUACGGCAACUUGGGCCGGAGCAAUUGGAAAACCAAAAACGGCUCAGGCUUGCCAUGACAGUGAGUGUUGGCAGUACAUGUUAGCAGUAUGGGAGUCGAUUACUGACCGUGAUCCAUUCACAGACGAUCAAAGCGACGCUUGAGCAAGUCGAGGACCACGUCUCGGUCCUGCGGGAGAAGAUGGUUGAAAGUCGCCUAGGGCGGACCUCCUUCAAGUGAGUUGCUCCCACUUUUCCCUCGUGACUUCUUGAAAGUCGAAGCUUAAAACAAUCAAUUCAUCGUUCCCAGGGCACCUUCACUUGAUUCGGUCAAUCGUGCCGUUCGCAAUAUCUCGAGCGCUGUCGCGGAAAAAACCUUCGAACUGGACGAGCUCACGCUGCGCCUCGAGUUGAUGAGGGUUCAGCCCGCAUCGACGACGACCUUAUCUCGGUCAGCGCGGGCUCGGUCGGCUUCCAUCACCGAGAACUCUAUGAACACCUCGUUCCUCCUGCGGGCAAGUCCGGGUGCGUCGGUGAAAGCACUAUCGUCGCCGGGCACGACCCAAUUACGACCAGAUGUCCUUGCGACGGCCCAAGCCGCCUUGAGAGCCGAGCGCUCCUGCGCGAUCCUCAAACGGGCGCUCCUUAACGUGCAAGGUCCCGUGUCCCGACUCAACCAAACCGCCAGCGAGAAAGCGUCUUCGAACGCCCAUGAAGAUAUUGCCGACUUGCAACUUGCGUUCUCUCGAGGUCCCAUUACUGGCGACCGACUACCCCGUCCCCGCCGCAAGCCCGAAAGACCGAAGACGCCCCCACCGGCACCCGCGCCUGUAGCCCCGACCAUCAAGACAGAGCCACCCAGUUCUGCCUUGGGACUCUCAAUGUCUUCCUCUUCACCUUUCAGGAGCGCCGGGUCUCAAAAUUUGGCUGCCGUACCACCACCUUUGACGUUCAAGAGUGCCCCCCAAUUUUCGUUUGCGACUUCCACUGCGCCGAGGCCUUCGUCGCCGCUGAGUGGGGCGAGUGGUGGCAGUGGCGUCUCGCGAGGAUCCAAGAUCUCGAGCUCCCGGUCCUCGGCGGUCAAGUUGCGACCCAGCGAGUCCGUGGCCGCUCCUGGAUCGGAAGGUGGAGCACCCGUCCCGAAAAGUAGUUUCGACUGGGACUUGCCGGCUGCUGGAUCGUCGAAUGGGUCUGGCGCGAAUGGGCCGAGUGCGUCAGGGGACAGGAAGCCGAUUGGAUUUGUUCCAUUCGCUGCGGCUCUGGUGGCCUCGAAACCCUUCUCAGCUGCGACAACACCGCCUGCACAGGGUGGUACCGGCUUCUCUUUCGCCGCCACGCCUUCGCCGAGCACGGAUUUCCCGGCUCUCUCGGGCGCGCCAUCGUUCUCGUUUGCGCCUCCUUCCAAGAUCACCUCUCCAGCUGCUGGGUCUGCUGCUCCCCCGACUUUCGCCUUCAAGGGGUUCGCUCCUGUUCAGGAUCCAAAGGCGUUUGGUAGCGCUGCAGCGUCCUUGCAGCUGCAGCAUGGGGAUGAUGAGGACGACGAGGAAUACGAUGACGAAGAAGGGGAUGAGGAUGAGGAGGACUAUGAGGACGAACAGGAGGGCGAUGGGGAAGAGGACGAGGACGGCGAAUGGGAUGAAGAUGAAGAUGACGAGGAAGAAGGUUUGGAUACGAUCGUUGAAGGCGAUGAAGAGUGA
Molecule: messenger RNA, 6615 nt
Organism: Microbotryum saponariae
Lineage: Eukaryota; Fungi; Basidiomycota; Microbotryomycetes; Microbotryales; Microbotryaceae
Source: the annotation of a GenBank genome assembly